AGGUGCCCCCAUCAGAGUGCCCCCUUUCAUCAGGUGUCCCCAUCAGAGUGCCCCCUUUCAUCAGCUGUCCCCAUCAGAGUGCCCCUUUACAUCAGGUGUCCCCAUCAGAGUGCCCCCUUUCAUCAGGUGUCCCCAUCAGAGUGCCCCCUUUCAUCAGCUGUCCCCAUCAGAGUGCCCCUUUACAUCAGGUGUCCCCAUCAGCGUGCCCUUUUACAUCAGGUGUCCCCAUCAGCAUCAGGUGUCCCCAUCAGAGUGCCCCCUUUUAUCCGGUAUCCCCAUCAGAGUGCCCCCUUUUAUCCGAGUGCCCCCUUUCAUCAGGUGUCCCCAUCAGAGUGUUCCCUUUCAUCAGUUGUCCCCAUCAGAGUGCCUUCUUUUAUCAGGUAUCCCCAUCAGAGUGCACCCUUUCAUCAUAUGUGCCCAUCAGAGUACCCCUUUACAUCA
This is a messenger RNA of Staurois parvus, 441 nucleotides long. The record is from the annotation of a GenBank genome assembly. Lineage: Eukaryota; Metazoa; Chordata; Amphibia; Anura; Ranidae.